AUAAGUCCGGUUUGGCAAAUUUUCAGCCUGACUCUAAACACCUUAGCGUGUGUCAUUCUGGUCGUGUUGCUCCUCUUCCUACUGCUCGGCCGACUACGCCAAGUCCUGAGGCGAGCCCCACGUUUGCCUUUCACUCAGCCCGGAUGCCACCCUUGGGACAUAUCGUAUAGCAAAGCCACCUGGGGUGGCCAGUCCCCACCACCUUCGCCUCAUCUUGCGCAAACAUCAAUCCUAUCUUCACCCCAGCGGCCUGGACUUGUCAAAGGUAGCAAAAUCUCCGAGAUGCAACAUCUCCCUUCUUCAGCAGAGGACGGGUUUAUCCGGAUCACCUGGGCCUCUGGGGACGGACCUCACACACAUCCGACUCCGGUAUCGGAGACGUCAAUUCAACCAUCUUGCAAGUCAGAAGAGGAGCUUGGAGUCGUGAACAACUGUGGGCCGCUCUCUAUCACAUACCGUAUACGCCGGAGACGUAUGGAGGACCGUCUAUCCGUUUGUCUUUCUGCUCUCUGGCUGCUUCCGUCUCUAUUCGGACUAGCCAGAGAUGUGUUUGGGUAUGUCUACCGACCAGCCACGGAGCCUCAAUUAACUCACUUUAUGAUAAUCAAUCUAAUAUACGAACUGAUCGACAUACUCUGCUCUGGCCUCAGAACUACCACUUGUUUGGUAAUAGGAGUAUAUAUUCGGCGAGUCCUCGUCAACAUGGUACGUACUUAG
Molecule: messenger RNA, 717 nt
Organism: Protopolystoma xenopodis
Lineage: Eukaryota; Metazoa; Platyhelminthes; Monogenea; Polystomatidea; Polystomatidae
Source: the annotation of a GenBank genome assembly